Molecule: messenger RNA, 1615 nt
Organism: Eptesicus fuscus (big brown bat)
Lineage: Eukaryota; Metazoa; Chordata; Mammalia; Chiroptera; Vespertilionidae
Gene: CCNJ
Product: cyclin J
Exons: 7
Coding region: 110-1159 (349 amino acids)
Biological process (GO): regulation of cyclin-dependent protein serine/threonine kinase activity; mitotic cell cycle phase transition
Cellular component (GO): cyclin-dependent protein kinase holoenzyme complex; cytoplasm; nucleus
Molecular function (GO): cyclin-dependent protein serine/threonine kinase regulator activity
Source: RefSeq, a predicted model, not a curated record
GCAGCAUGAGCGGGGCCGGCGUCCCCCGCAUGCCGGCGGGGCUGGGGCUGUGAGGGCCUCGGUUCCGGACUGAAGUUGCCUCGUCUGGCCAGGCGCGCCGCCCGGGCCCAUGGAGCUGGAGGGGCAGUGGUGGCGGGGACAGCUGGCUGCUGAUAUUCACCAAGCCCUUCGGUACAAGGAGCUGAAGUUACCCUCCUACAAAGGCCAGUCCCCACAACUAAGUCUCAGAAGGUAUUUUGCUGACUUGAUUGCCAUUGUGAGCAAUCGCUUCACACUCUGCCCUUCUGCCCGACAUCUUGCUGUCUAUUUGCUGGACCUAUUUAUGGAUCGAUAUGACAUCUCUAUCCAGCAGCUUCAUUUAGUUGCACUUUCCUGUCUGCUUCUGGCAAGUAAAUUUGAAGAAAAAGAAGAUAGUGUGCCUAAGCUAGAGCAGCUCAACAGCCUGGCUGCCCAUUUCAUCGAGUAUUAUCUCUCUGAAGCAGUACACGAAACAGAUCUUCAUGAUGGCUGGCCAAUGAUUUGCUUGGAAAAAACUAAACUCUACAUGGCCAAGUAUGCAGAUUACUUCCUAGAAGUGUCUUUGCAAGAUUAUGCCUUUCUAAAUUAUGCACCUUCUUUAGUAGCUGCUGCAUGUGUGGCUUCUUCAAGGAUUAUACUUCGUCUUUCUCCAACGUGGCCUACAAGACUUCAUCGUCUUACUGCUUACUCCUGGGAUUUCUUAGUGCAGUGCAUUGAACGGCUACUGAUUGCUCAUGAUAAUGAUGUGAAAGAAGCAAACAAACAAAGAGGACAAGCAGUACCUCAGCCAGCACAACUAAGUGUGUUCCAGACAACCUCCCAGCCCUCGCGGCCAGUUCACUUUCAGCAACCUCAGUAUCUCCAUCAGACGCAUCAGACCUCACUGCAGUAUCGCCAUCCUGUAUCAGAGCAACCAAGCUGUCAGCAGAUUGUAUCUACCACACACACCUCAUCUUACACACUACAGACAUGUCCUGCUGGCUUCCAGACUAGUGUUCAGGGCCUUGGGCAUGUGCAGACUGGUGUUGGGAUGUCACUGGCAAUACCAGUGGAAGUUAAGCCCUGUCUAAAUGUUUCUUAUAACCGGAGUUAUCAGCUAAAUGAACAUUUCCCUUGCAUUACUCCAUGUUUUGAAAGGUGAUUUUGUGUGGUGGUAACGGUAACACCUGCUCCAGACUGUUUGUGACUUGAAGCUGUGGGCCAGCUUUUUAUAAACUUCUCUAAAGGGAUUCAAAUUGCAUUAGAACUCUUCAAAUAGCAGCACCAAGAAGACUGAAUAUCCCUUUGAAUGCACCAUGAAGACCUGGGAGGACUAAGCAAACACUGCAGACACUUUAACAGAAUGUAUGUCAAAUUCUGUUAAAUAGCUACAUGACAAAAAUUUUAAGCCCCUGCUGAUGGUCCAAGUAUUUCAGAAAUAUUCAAUACAACAGAAAUUUGGACAGAUUCUAUCUAUUUCGCUGUUUUGAGAGUUGACCUGUGGUGGGCUCUGUGCCUAAUGUUGGCUUAUAUUGUCAGAGAUUAAUGGAUGUCUGUGUUCUUGCCAAACAGUCUUUUUAUGAAGGAAAGUUACAGUAUUAAUUUUUGAAGAGGUCCU